AUGAAAUUGAUUGGAUUAUUGCUUAUUAUUGUUGCUAUUACAACUGUUAAUGCAAAUCAAGAUGAUGUACCAUAAUGUGUAUACGAUCUAUUAUACAAAGCAAAAACUAAUUAAAUUUGCAAAUAAAGUGAUACAGAUUGUCUUAGAGAUCUUAAAUCUUUAGAUAAUUGUUCUCUUAAUUGCAAAGGUUAAAACUAAAAUAAAUAGCCUCAAACUUUUAAUUGCGUUAAAAAUAAUUGCAAGCCAACUAACCCUUAUGUUCAAGUAUUUUUUGAUGAAUUGAUUAAAUGUGAAUCUACAAUUUAUAGCUCAAUUGUUUUAUUUAGCACACUAUUUGCAUUCAUUUUCUUGUUAAUCUGA
Tetrahymena thermophila SB210 is the source of this 360-nucleotide messenger RNA. Its product is annotated as transmembrane protein, putative. The transcript has a single exon. NCBI's taxonomy places the organism in Eukaryota, Ciliophora, Oligohymenophorea, Hymenostomatida, Tetrahymenidae. The record is from RefSeq and is a predicted model, not a curated record.